GUCAGUUUUCUGAUGAAUCACAUCAACCGUGUCAGACUGAUCCACAAACUUUACUACCAACUAAAGGGUGCAAGUUUUUUCCUAACAAAUAUCAAAACACAGACAGCUCUAUAAUGUUCUUACCAAGCCUGGAUUCUGUGAGCACUUUUUGUCGUGAAAACGAGCACAAUUAUGAAGCCCCAAACUUGCAAAACAAAAAAUGUGGCAAAGCAACACGGACUGUGAUAUUUGAGGAUUCUGUUGAUAAAGACGCACUUCGUUCUCUGAAACCACUGCUGUCCUCUCCACCAGCGCCAACUUUCAAAGUUGUGCAGCGAAAUGCAUCGGGUUGUUUGUCUCGUCCUUGAUGUCUCAGGAAGCAUGACAGGCUCUAGAAUCCUCCGACAGCAGCAGGCUGCCACACAUUUCCUGCAGAACAUCAUUGAGGAUCAAGCCAGUGUUGGAAUUGUAACCUUUAGUGAUAAUGCUAAUACUCUGAGCCCCUUGACUACUAUUGACAGUGAAUCCACACGAGAGAAACUCAUCAAAUUGUUGCCAAAAGUAGCAGAUGGAGGGACAUACAUUUGUAAAGGCCUCACCCUAGGCUUACAGGUACUCAAAAAUGACAAUGGGGAAUGUGAUAGGGGAUGAAAUCAUUUUUCUGACAGAUGGUGAAGCAUCAGACAAUAUUAAUAGUUGUGUUCCAGCUGCAAUUGAAAGUGGCGCCAUUAUACACACAAUAGCUUUGGGUGAUAAAGCAGCUAAAGCACUGAGGGAAAUGGCUGACAAAACUGGCGGGAAAUUUAUCACAGCCAGUGACAACAUUCUCUCUAAUCAGCUAUUGCAUGGAUUUUCUUCACUUACAAUACCAACAGGAGAUCAAACAAAAGACCCAGUUCAGAUAGACAGUACGGGAAAAAAAACAUCAGACUGGUUCAAUGGGACAAUAUUAGUGGAUCAGACCAUUGGUACCAAAACCAGUUUUACAAUAACCUAUGAAACAAGUUUACCUGACAUUUCCAUACAGUCACCAAGUGGCUCAACCUACAAACAAAUACAGAUGCGUCAUGAUGAAGCAGCAAAAACAGUCACUUUUAAAGUUCCAGGAACUGCACAGCCUGGGGACUGGAAAUACAGUAUCCAAACUACAAUAAGUCAGUCUCUGACUAUAACAGCAACGAGUCAAGCGGCGCGUGCUGAUGUUCCUCCUAUCGUUGUCAAUGCCCACAUGAACCAGCAGUUCAGUGACGGCACUAAACCCAUGAUAGUGUUUGCUGAGGUCAGUCAGAAUUACAAGCCUGUAAUAAAUGCUGAAGUAUAUUUCACACAGGUGAAAAAAGGGAGAAGCAGCUUGAAAGUAAGAGUGAAGAAUCUAGAUGGACAAGCCAAAUUUACUAUCCAAAAAAGGGGUGGUGCCCCAUACGUACCUGGAUAUGUGGUAAACGGUGUGGUGGAGCUGAACCCUCCAAAGCCUCCAGUUUCUGACGAACAUCUCGAGGUUGGAAGAUUUACCAGGACAGCCACUGGAGAGAGUUUUGAAGUGGCUUUUACAGGCUCAACCCCACCAAAUUUCCCCCCUAACAGAAUCACAGAUCUGAGUGCUGAGAUCCAGGAGGACUCUGUGCUUCUCAACUGGACGGCUCCUGGUGAGGACCUCGACUAUGGGACAGCCCACAUGUAUUCAACACAUCUGCUGUCUCACCGCAGGAGGCUGGAUCAGUUGAACAGCAUUCAUUCAAUUCCUAAUAUCACAAUCCAAAAUGGCACCACAGUCUUUUUUGCUGUUCAGUCUGUGGAUAAAGUGAAUGUAAAAUCUGAAAUCUCCAACAUUGCUCAAGCUUCAAAGAUGCUCCCUGGUCCAAAACCCACAGACAUGCCAGAUCUAGACCUGAAGUUGAUGUUUAUUGCAAUUUCUGUUUGUCUGGCAACUGUGGUGAUUAUUGGUAUUAUUGCGAUAACAACAUGGGCGUUGAGUCGAAGAAAACUUUCUGGUUCUUAG
Molecule: messenger RNA, 1978 nt
Organism: Megalobrama amblycephala (Wuchang bream)
Lineage: Eukaryota; Metazoa; Chordata; Actinopteri; Cypriniformes; Xenocyprididae
Product: calcium-activated chloride channel regulator 1-like
Exons: 10
Coding region: 602-1978 (458 amino acids)
Source: RefSeq, a predicted model, not a curated record